Messenger RNA from Misgurnus anguillicaudatus (oriental weatherfish), 3318 nucleotides. It is a transcript of the gene dusp23a, whose product is annotated as dual specificity phosphatase 23a. NCBI's taxonomy places the organism in Eukaryota, Metazoa, Chordata, Actinopteri, Cypriniformes, Cobitidae. The record is from RefSeq and is a predicted model, not a curated record. Gene Ontology annotation, biological process: protein dephosphorylation.
ACGCACUGUCACUAACCCCGCCCCCACCAGAACUAAACAUAGUAGUAAGCCGCGGAAUCCAAGGUUCAUGUUUCAACACCAGCAUCGUGUAUUUUCCACUGUACGCCUUCACCAUGGUAUUUUCUUCACAUACAUCAGCACGACAUGCCAGGACUCACGCCGAAAAACUUCUCUUGGGUCGAGCCAAAGAAACUCGCCGCGCUGGCUCUGCCUUCAGAACCGGGUCAUUAUAAGUACCUGGUGGAGAAUGGCAUCACACACCUUGUAUGCUUGUGCGAAUCCAAACCUCCGAACUAUGACACCUGUCCCGGACUCACCCUGCAUCACAUCAACAUCGUGGAUUUCACACCACCCACUCCGAGCCAGAUACAGCGAUUCCUAGGCAUCGUGGAGGAAGCCAAUGGCAAAGGACAGAGUGUUGCGGUUCACUGUAUGCACGGUCAUGGCAGGACUGGGACCAUGCUGGCCUGCUAUCUGGUGAAAACCAGGAACAUUUCAGGUCUGGAAGCCAUCAAAGAAAUCCGGCGACUUCGACCGGGGUCGAUUGAGACAGAAGAGCAAGAGAAAGCAGUGAUAGAGUUUCAACAACACAUUCAAGAUAGUUUCUGUGUGAACAACAUUAACACUCCACCCACAUUUAAAUCUAUAUAAUCAUGUCUGCUGUGGUUAGUAAUUUCUGUGGUGAGUCACACACUCAAUAAGCCUGCUAGUAUGAGUUAUUAAGAAUACACAAAACUAUAAUCUAUAUAACAAACCUGCAUUGUGUAGCCUGACAACUCUUUAUGUAUAGCCUAUGGACUGGGUGUGUCUGUUUAUCCACAAAACAUGAAUCGGUUCACCUAGGAAACUUAAAAGGGUUGAUUCUGCUUUGUCAGUUGUACUUAAAAAACAAAACAACUCGGGUACCAAAACGAUCUUUACAUAAUUACUGGUUCUAGUAUUUUGCAUUUAAUAUGAUGGGUUUAUUCAUUUAUUUAAAAGUAUAAUAAUGUCAUUCAUAGAUGAUAUCUCUGUAUGGUUGUGUUUUAAGGUCAUUAUAUAUUUAUGGAUUUGGCAGAUGCUUUUAUCUAAAGCGACUUACAGUAUUGUGCAAAAGUCUUAGGCCACCAUGCCACAAUUAGAUUUGUUGUUUUUGCAAUGUUAUUGUGAUCAUAUAUAAUUGUUUCUCAGUCUCUUUAAAGGUGCAGUGUGUAAAUUUUAGCGGCGUCUAGUGGUGAGGUUGCAAAUUGCAACCAAAGGCUCAGUCCACUGCCCACCCCUUGCUUUUAAAAUGCAUAGAGAAGCUAUGGUAGCCGCCACCGGAAAAACAUGCCAUCGUCUGAGAUAACUUCGUUAAAAAGUUUGUCCGUUAAGGGCGUCUGUAGAAACAUGGCGGCACAAAAUGGCGACUUCCAUGUAAGGGGACCCUCUGUGUUGGUACAUAAAACGCCUAAUUCUAAGGUAAUAAAAACAUAACGGUUCAUUAUAAAAAGGUCUUUAUACACCACUGAUAAUAUAGUUUUGUAUAUUUUUUUGCAUUUCUGUCAAGAGAUCCUUCUAAUUACACACUGCACCUUUAAUAGAAUACAUCUAGGAAAUGUGUAUAUAGUACUAAAAACUGUAUAAAAAUGUAAACUGAUGUGUCAAGUUUUAAGGGUAAACUCCCCUUCCACUUGAGCAGUAGCAGGAAACUACAGGAUCUCUUUAACAUAAAUAAAGUUACAUCCUAAUUUCUAAUUUUAAAGAAAUUAGUCUUUUUAAUUCAUUCUGCUUAAACGCUUCUAAUCAAUAACAUAAACAUUAAACACUGUUAAGUCUCUCAUUACCUAAAAAUGCAUAAAAUAACACUUAAUUAAAAAAAUUACUCUCCAAAAGCAGUUGCAUGCAAAGCAUGCUGGGAAAUACAGAUCCACGGCCAGUUAGUAAUAGCAACAAAAAUUAUUCAUGUUGUCCCAACAUAAAAUUAUUAAGUGGACUGAACUUGAUAAAAUUAGGUUGAGAUAAAAAAAACGGUAUUCCUUUUCCAGAACCCACUCUUAAACUAAUUGUGUUAACGCAAUUAAAAACGAAUCAAUAAAUUAUAGUACAUAUUCAUUUUGUGUUAGACUAAUUUAAUAUAUACUUAUUGCUCUUAAUGAGAUAUUUUCAAUUAAUUGAACACAAUUUUAAUGUGUCAUUUCUAAGAAGGGCUUGAAUCAUUUUUUUUGUGCAUUUAGUCCUGAAUUUUUUUAUACAUAUUUCCUGUAUUUUCUGUUUGUAUGUUAAUAAAAUAGAUUGAAAAAUAAAUAAAUAUCGAUGAGAUAAAAACUUCUAAAACAACGAGUCUGGUGAUGGUGGCCUAGACUUUUGCACAGUACUGUACAGUGCAUCACAAGGUAUCCUUUUUUUUAUAUGUGUUCCCUGUAUUCAAACCCAUGACCUGUUGUGCAAUGCUUUACCACUGAGCUAUAAAGGAGCAUACAGUAUUUUACCUCCUAAAACAAUGCAAUAUUCAUGAUUAAAUUCAUAUUUGUAAAAAUGUACAUGCAUUUAAGAUAAAUUGCAUUAGUGUUUACAUUUAUGCAUUUGGCAACACUUAUCCAAAGCGACUUGCAAUGCAUCAUAGGGUAUACAUUUUAAAUCAGUAUGUGUGAACCCAUGACCUUUCGCACUGCUAAUGCAAUGCUCUAUUACUGAGCUCGAUACAGGAGCAAAAAUUUACUUGCCACUUUGUGUAUCCAUAAAACUACACUGCAAAAAAUGACUUUCUUACUUAAUAUUUUUGUCUUGUUUUCAGUAGAAAUAUCAAAAAAUUCUUAAAUUAAGAUGCUUUUUCUUGAUGAACAAAACGACCCAAGAAAAUAAGUCUAGUUUUUAGACCAAAAUAUCUAAUUUAAGUGAUUUUGUGCAUAAAACGAGCUAAAUAAUCUGCAUUUUUCUUAAACACCAAGUCCAAGAAAAAUUCAAGAAAAACUUGCUUACCCCAAUGGCAGUUUUUUUGCUUGUUUUAUGCACAGAAUCACUUAAAUGUGAUAUUUUUGGUCUAAAAACUAGACUUAUUUUCUUGGGUCGUUUUGUGAAAAAAUUUUAGAUAUUUUUUACUGAAAACAAGACAAAAAUACUAAGAAUUUUUUUCUUGAAAAUGAUUUUUUGCAGUGUAUUGAUAGCAAUAAACACUAUUCAGCGCACACCCUUUAAACUAGAGAUAAUAACGAUUUUUCCAUUUUUUUUAAUCAUAUUGUACAUCCUUAUUUGUAAUUGAGCAAACUGCAAGCUCCUUGUAGCAAAAAGUUUCCCAAAUAAAGGUGUUAGAAAAACAGAAGUCUUUAAUUUUUUUUGUAAAAUCUGUAUUUAUUUAUG